This is a messenger RNA of Vitis vinifera (wine grape), 1754 nucleotides long. Its product is annotated as protein arginine methyltransferase NDUFAF7 homolog, mitochondrial. Gene Ontology annotation, cellular component: mitochondrion. Lineage: Eukaryota; Viridiplantae; Streptophyta; Magnoliopsida; Vitales; Vitaceae. Bases 56 to 1411 code for a protein of 451 amino acids. The record is from RefSeq and is a predicted model, not a curated record. Gene Ontology annotation, molecular function: protein-arginine omega-N symmetric methyltransferase activity. The transcript has 14 exons.
ACUUAAACCCCGAAUCCAUUGGUGAGACAAUAAGCCCAAGAAAAACCUCGAGUAAAUGGCGUCUCGCACUCUCACUUGUUCCAAAAGGUUUGCUCUGUAUUUCAGCAAGCCCAAAGUCUUUUCAUGCGAAUCGUUUACUCCUCUGAUCCCAGCUUUUUUCUCAACGCAUAUUGUUGGGGACAGACCAGUUCUUGUUCGAGAUUUUAUCUGGUCUGCAUUGUACGACCCAAAUCAUGGUUACUUCUCCCAUAGAUCUGGGUCUGUGGGAAUGCUUGAAGAAAGCAUUAAGUUUAAUCGGCUACAAGGCCGGAAAGCUUAUAUGAAAUACUUGGAAGGUAUCUACAGCCAGAAUGACAUCGCCUGGUUUACUCCAGUUGAACUUUUCAAGCCUUGGUACGCCUAUGGAAUUGCUGAAGCCAUAUUGCGCACUGCUGACCUUUCAGUUCCUCUAAAAAUAUAUGAAAUUGGUGGUGGAUCAGGAACUUGUGCAAAGGGCAUAAUGGAUUACCUAAUGCUGAAUGCACCUGCUAGAGUUUACAAUAGUAUGAGUUACAUUUCGGUGGAAAUUAGCUCAUCAUUGGCUAAGAAACAAAUGGAAACUGUUGGAGCAGUUCGUAGUCACUUGUCAAAAUUUAGAGUAGAAUGUCAUGAUGCUGCCGACAAGAAUGCAUGGGCAGGUAGCAUAGAUCAACAACCAUGUUGGGUUAUAAUGCUGGAGGUGCUUGAUAAUCUUCCACAUGAUCUUAUCUAUUCAGAAAAUCAAGCAUCCCCAUGGAUGGAAGUAUGGGUUGAGAAGCAACACAACAGGGUAGCACUGUCUGAGUUGUAUAAACCAUUACAAGAUCCAUUGAUUAAACGGUGUGUUGAGAUCAUAGACCUGGAGAAGGAUCAUAACACUCAAGGAAGAGCAAUUUCAGCUGCAAGACACAUUUGGUCUAAAGUUUUUCCAAAGCCUCGAAGAUGUUGGCUACCAACUGGUUGCUUGAAACUUUUAGAGGUUUUACAUGGAGCCCUGCCAAAGAUGUCUUUGAUUGCUUCAGACUUCAGUUACCUACCAGAUGUGAGAAUACCUGGUGAAAGAGCUCCAUUAGUUUCAACCAAGAAAGAUGGUAGCAGUUCAGAUCACAGCAGUUAUCUAGAUGCAAAGGGUGAUGCUGAUAUCUUUUUCCCUACAGACUUUUGGCUUUUAGAACGUAUGGAUCACUUCUGCUCUGGGUGGCUGAAAGCAUGUGAAUAUAAAUCAUCCAAACAGGGGAGGAAGAGGCGAAUUAUUACACUUGAUACGUCCUCAUUCAUGGAGGAAUUUGGCCUGCCCUCAAAAACGAGAACCAAAGAUGGAUACAACCCACUGCUGGAUGACUUCAAGAACACUAAAUUUUAUCUGAGUGUUCCAACGCAUAAUAUCAAAUAGACAACCAGCAUCACUACUCGAGUGAGUCGGGGCACUUUGUCUCCGAGCAAGCGGGCAAGUUGAGAAUAUGUAAAGAUUCUGGAGCAGCAAUGAGAAAUAAGAUCUACCUAAUGAAGAAUUACUUUGGUGGCAAAAAAGAAGCGGUACACAAAGCUUCAUUAUUUUUGUUGUGAUAUGCAUUAAAAUGCUCCUGACGAUUGUCCCGGAUCACAUUCAGUUUUGGUCACAAUUAUUUGUGUUGAGGAUUAAAUGAGCACUGUGUUAUUCAUGUGUAAUACUAAGACUCCAUGGACAACGCUUUUAGUGAACAUUUCUUAAUAUAAAAAGAGCUUUUAAAGAAAAA